GCAAGAGAAUUUCUCCGGCGAACCAUGGCAGAUGUCAUAGCCCCACCGGCGCCGCAAAACGGUCUUCUCCGCCGCCGCAACUCCAUCUCCGCUUCCGUCAUCGCUCCGGCGCAGCUCAGCCUCCACAACGGCCGUGAGGUUUCUUCUUCCUCCUCCUCGUACGCCACGACGGCGGCGUCGUCCGCCACGUCAUCCGGGUCAUCGCAGACCGACGGCGAUUUCGAGCUCUUCUCGAUCAAGCCGGUGAACUACACCUCCCUGAAGGACCUCCUGCCCGGCGGCGCCGCCGUCAACUCCCCGAGGCCCAUGACGCCGGGAUCUCACCACGGCUCCGCCGAAAUCCUCAUCCGCAACCGCCUCGUCAAACAGGCCGCCUGGGCUUACCUCCAGCCCAUGUCCACCUCGCCGGAUUCCUCCGCCGGCACCUUCCUCCGCCGCCUCUGCCUCCGCUUCUCCGGCAACGCCCCCGUCGUCGCCCUCCUAAACUUCGUGGAUCGCCACAUUCUUCUCCCGUUGACCCGCACCGUUGACUGGCUGCUCCGCGCAAUUGGGCUUCGGAGCGUCAGAUGAUGACAAGUUUGUAAUUUUUUUAUUUGUCAAACAAAUCUUUACAGAAUAUGUUCUAUUGCAAUUCCACAUAAUAAUAAUAAUAAUCUGUAAAAAAGUCUUAAAAAUAAUUUAUUUCCACUUUUCAUUUUCUCAA
This is a messenger RNA of Ipomoea triloba (trilobed morning glory), 703 nucleotides long. RefSeq lists its product as uncharacterized. Lineage: Eukaryota; Viridiplantae; Streptophyta; Magnoliopsida; Solanales; Convolvulaceae. The transcript has a single exon. The coding region runs from base 25 to 570 and encodes 181 amino acids. The record is from RefSeq and is a predicted model, not a curated record.